CAACCCCCCUCCGUCCCCCUCGGCUCCCCUGCCCGACCUCGGCCGUCCUCUGCCCUCGAAGCCCGACUGCGAAGCCUGCGACCAAGCCCCCUGGGUGCCCAUGGAGGUUUCCGGCCCCGUUGUCGCUCCCGUUGUUGCUCCUGUCGCUCCCGUUGUUGCACCCGUUGCUCCCCCCGUUGGUCCUGCCCCCGUUGACACGGUGGAUGUUGGCCGCGAAGUGUCCUCCCCAGGCAUCAUCGAGAUCUCUCCUCCCGCCCCUGCUAUCGACAUUAGGUUUAACACAGACACCCCUGUUGAUGAUGAACCCAUUUUCAUCGUAGGAGACGCCUCUCGUGACCCCCGCGUGAUAGAAGGAGGCGUGGCCCUUCCUGUCCUGAAUAACGAGGUCAUCCUUGUAGCCGAAGACCCCGCCCCCGAAUCCUUUACAUUGGUAUCUGAUCCUAUUGACGAGCCUGUCUUCAUCACCGAAGGCGUUUCAGCUCCAGGAAUCAGCCUCCUCCCUGAAGAUUCUGUCCGCGAUUCUUUCGAUAUCGUCUCUGCAGAAGCUCCGGUGAUCAUUGAUGAUUUCUCGACCGGCGUCCCCCUCCCCGACGUCACCUUCUCCCUCUCGGAGCCCCAGGUCAUCAGCGAUGGCCAGCCCAUCUUCCUCAGCUCCUCCGAAGGAUCUCCAGGACUCCCCGAGCUGGUUUCAGUGUCCGACUCCCAACUCCAGUCCAUUGGCGAGCCCACCAUCGUGUCCGUGUCUCAGCCCGAGGUGCUGACGGUGUCCGUGCCCGACGUCCCCGCCGUCUACGAGACCCCGGCUACCUUCCAAGACCCCGUCCUCGCCGAGAACCCGGUGACCAUCGCGGACUUCAUCGUGGCCGACGAGCCGAUCACCUUCGACACCGUCAUCCCCGACACGGCCAUUCGCGUCGGAGACUUCGCGCAAGACGUCACCACCGUCGGCCAGGCGCAGUUCGUGGACGAGACCUUCGGCGCCGCGCAGGGCCCCCAGUCCGUCGGCGUGUCCCUUCCCGAGAUCGCCGCCGUGUCCGAGCCCGAGGUCGUGUCCGUGUCCCAGCCUGAGAUCCUGACCGUGUCCCAGCCCGAGGGCCAGAGCCUACUGACGGCGACUCUACUUGAUCCAGCUGGCGACGUCCCUUUCUCCGUCAUCCAGCUUGAAGAUGUCCAACCUCCUACCCAAUCCUCCUUUCCCGAUAUUCGCUCACAAGGGGUUCUUCAGGAGACCUCGGCCGCGGCAGGUGUCCCCCUCCCCGGCCUGGACUCCCCCCAGUUCGUAGGCUCUAGCCAGGGUGCGGUCGGUGGUAGCGAGUUUCUGUCCGUCUCCGAGCCGCAGGUGGUGUUCGUGUCCCAGCCGGAGAGCGUGUCCAUUUCCGAGCCGCAGGUGGUGUCCGUCGAGCAGCCGCAGGCAGGCCAGGCUUUCUCCGCUCCCGAGGCGAACAUCCAGCAGGCCGUGCUCACGGGGGUCAUCCAAAACGCCCCUGACAUCUUCACGCCCCAGGCCGACGGGAUUUUGGUGUCCAGCGGCAUCCCUCAGUCUUCGCUGCCCGACAUUCGCUUCGAGGGAUUUCUCCAGGAGACCUCGGCACCGGCAGGCGUCCCCCUCGCCGGCCUGGGCUCCCCCCAGUUCAUAGGCUCCAGCCAGGGCGAGGCCGGCGGCAGCGAGGUCGUGUCCCUGUCCGAGCCGCAGGUGGUGUCCGUGUCCCAGCCGGAGAGCGUGUUCAUCUCCGAGCCGCAGCAGGUGUUCGUCGAGCAGCCACAGGCAAGCCAGGCGCCUCAGAGCAACAUCCAGCAGGCUGUGCUCACCAUGGUCGUGCCCAACGCUCCUGACAUCUUCACGCCUCAGGCCGAUGGGGUGUUGGUGUCCGGCGGCAUUCCUCAGGGGCAGGGAAACAGCAUCGGAUUUCAGGAUACUGUAGGAAUUCUUGAGGAUACUUCCUUCCCUUCCUUCUCCCAGGGCGCCGCUGCUGCCCCUGCGGCCGGCCAACCGCAGGCCCUUGGAGUGGCCUUGCCGGGACUGGGCUCAGCCUCGAGAGACAGCGGAGCCUCUCAGAUUACGCAGGUGUUCCCCUCGGUCGGAAACCUCGGACCAGUGAGCACGGGCGGAGUGCCCCUCAGUGCCGUUGUGCCCGCCCAGAACUUCCCUCCUCCCCCCGCCUUCCCCGCCGUCGAGCAGGCCGGGGCCGACCCCCAGGCCUUCGGCAGCGGCUCCGUCGUGCAGGUGCCCCUCUCGGGCUCGGGCUCCGUGGGCCAGGACGCCUCCAUCUUCCCGAGCAACCCCGGCCAGAGCCAGGUGAUCCCCGUGUCCCCCGUUCAGUUCAACUCCGUGUCUGAGCCGCAGCUGCUCCAGUCCUUCUCCUCUGCCGCCGUGCAGGAUGCCAUCGGCGUGCCCCUCGCUGCCACCUCCCCCCAGGUGAAGACCCCAGACAUGAGCGCCCUCCCCUUGGCUGACCCCUCCUCCUCCUCCUCCUCCCCGUCCUUCCCCCCCUUCUCCCAGGAACCCCAGCAAGUCGCCCCGCCAUCCAACGCCCUCCUUGACUCAGCUGUGGCAGAUGUGAUUCAGGAAGUCCCGUCACCAACCCUCACCAAUGACUUCGACCUCCGGGUUGAGUCAGCACCUCAGGAACCCGAUCAGCUUUACUCGCCACCCGCCACCGACAUCAGCGGCGUAGUGGACGUGCGAGCCGGCGCCUCGGGCAAGUCGCUCUCGGACGCCCAGCCGCAGAGGAACAACAUCGGCUUCGUGUUCCCCCAGAGACGCGACCCGAUCUUGCCCUUCGGUGCCCGCCUGGACCGAAGAAGACCAGGAACAUUCUUUACUAACACCAGAACUGGCUCCCCCCCACUAACCACACAACCAGCCACCACAACGGCCGCCACGACCGCCCCCUCUAGCCCCGCCGGCACCCCGCUCCCGCCCGUCAUCCCCCUCAUGCCCUUCAUCGUGGCGCCCGUGUUCACGCCCGUGGUGGCGGGACCCCCCCAGGACCCCCCCGCCCUCCCCAGCACCGACCUCACGCCCCCCUCAGACUCCCCCAGUAGACCCAGCCUCCCGCCGCGCCUGCAGAGGCUGUUCCCGAGCCAGCGGCUCAUCCAGAGCCUCCGCCAGGAGCAGUCCUCGUCGUCGUCGUCAGAAUCGACGCGGGAGACGUCGAGCCGCACCAGCACGUCGCAGCUGCUCGCGGCCGCCGGCAUGCUGCAGAAGCUGGAGAAGUCCAGCAGCAACAGCAGCAGCAAAAGCAGCAGCAGCAGCAGCCAGCAGGAGAGCAGCGCCUCCUCGCUCUCUCUCCCGGCCGAGGGCUCGCCGGCCUCCAACGCCGUCGAGCCGGAGGGCGCGGCGCCCCCUCCGCCCGCGAAGGAGGAGCCUGCGCCCGCCCCUGCCUCUGCCCCCGAGAAGCGCGGGCGCGUCCUUGUGCCCAACACGCGGCGCCCCGUGCUGCGCCGCCCGGCCACGCCCAUCACGCGCCCGCGCUCGCAGGUCGUCCAGUCGCCUGUGUCCGACGACUACAUCAACAACUUCCCCGAGGCGGCCGCCCCCGAGGGCUUCCCCGGCGAGGACCCCGAGGAGGCCACCAUCAGGGACAACCUCUUCGAGCUGCAGCGGGUCAACUAACCCCCCCCCGCCCCCACACCCCCAAGAACGACACAACCUCGGCAGGAUGUCCCUCUCCCCCCGCCCCUCCCCCACGCAAUAGGCGCGCGCGCGUCGACUGCGGCGCAUGAGACGCGCGCGCGCGCUCUGUACAUAGCGCCCUAUUUAUCUCUCUGUCUCCCCCCUCCCUUUGCCCGCCCAGCCUCCGCGUCUCGCUGACUCGCGACUCUUGCAGAUGACUCAGGUGCGACUGGGCGUGCGAGGAGCUGACUCUUCGGCAGCUGACUCGCCUUCGCUGACUCGCAAGAUGAGUCACUCACAGGGUCGAGAGAAUCAGCUUUAUCUCGAGGUUGGGAAAAGGCAAGGAACCUUCGCUCAAAAACUCACCGUCCCUUUUUUUAUAAUAUUAAUACGAGUAUUUAUAGUUGUUGUUGAUCGUAUCUAUUAAAAAAAGAAGAAUGAAAAUUUGAAUCAAAAUACUAUAUGUUCUUUUUUAUAUAUAUAUUUCCAUUUUUGUCGUGUUGUGUAUGAGUGUGGUACUUUGGAAUGGUGUGGUGGCACUCGCUGUUUCAAUUAAGGAUGUGAAUAUGUAGGAAAUCAAAGAUAAAAUAGACCCUAGGGGAGAAUCCAUUGCUCAUAUAGAUGUUAUAAUUCACUCCCUCUCAACUCCAUUCAAUUAACUCCUUGCCAUAUGUUGCAGCGUUGCCAUCUCGCCUGCGUCCAAAGGUUGCCAAAGUUUCCCUUCAGGGCUGCCAACACAAUCGUGACUUUUUUGCAUAAUUGUUUGUUUGUUUUAUUUUUCUUGACAAGGAACAUUGAUACUAACUUCACUUUAUAUCUAAGAAAUGGAUAAUUUAAUCAGUUAUUUUAUUUGUGUGUAUAAAUAUAAGUGAAUAUAUUUACUUACACAUAUAUCUAUAUGUAUAUGACUGUUUACAUAUAUAUAUACACAUAUAUAUGUAUAUGUAUGCAUGUAUAUAUUUAUAUAUGUACCUGUAUAUAUAUGUAUAUAUAUGCACAUAUAUAUAUAUUUAUGUAUGUGUAUACAUAUAUAUAAUAGUGUACGUAUAUAUGUAUAUGUGGUGGUAUCUUGCAGCCCACGCCAUACUGCCUCAGCUCGAGCCAAUUAUUGUUGCGCUGCCGGCCAGUGCAACUUUUCCUGUGGUCUUUAUGAGACAUUUUUUUUUUUGUAAAUAAAGUACAAAGUGUA
Messenger RNA from Penaeus monodon (black tiger shrimp), 4805 nucleotides. RefSeq names its product BRD4-interacting chromatin-remodeling complex-associated protein-like. Bases 101 to 3616 code for a protein of 1171 amino acids. The transcript is spliced from 11 exons. Lineage: Eukaryota; Metazoa; Arthropoda; Malacostraca; Decapoda; Penaeidae. The record is from RefSeq and is a predicted model, not a curated record.